Trypanosoma brucei brucei TREU927 is the source of this 1908-nucleotide messenger RNA. RefSeq lists its product as hypothetical. Gene Ontology annotation, molecular function: protein binding. Gene Ontology annotation, cellular component: nucleolus. NCBI's taxonomy places the organism in Eukaryota, Euglenozoa, Kinetoplastea, Trypanosomatida, Trypanosomatidae. The record is from RefSeq and is a predicted model, not a curated record. The transcript has a single exon. Bases 1 to 1908 code for a protein of 635 amino acids. Gene Ontology annotation, biological process: rRNA processing; positive regulation of transcription by RNA polymerase I.
AUGAUUGACCCAUUUCGCUCUUCUUUUAGUGGUAGCACCCCCUUCAAUGGUGGUGCUAUAGAUCAACUGCAACACAUGCAGCAACCUGUGUUUUCGCUUCACUCGGAGCCACUUCCUCCGUUGGUUAGCAACGUGGGAGCUAGUCAUAACGGCGGUGUUGAAGAAAAUACAACGCUGCAUAUGACUGUCACGGAGGAGGUGGACGCGUUUGAUGAAGGCCAGUUGGAGAAACUUCGUAGGACGCUGCAGUUGUUGGAGGGUAUUUCGCAAGGGCGUCACGCUGUGGAUUGGAAAGGCCUUAUCAAUCCUAGCAAACCAGUGGAGUCGGCCAAAAACGUGAGCUCGAUGUUAGCUAGGCCCACAACCCUUCCUAGCGCCAUUGAAUGUGUUGCAAAAUGUAUCACAACACCGGAACAUUUGUCUAUUGUUGCCAAGCUCGACCAGCCUUUCAGGUCUCAGGUGCGGGACGCCGUGCUCCAAGAGCUCCUCAAUACACUAACCACGGAACGGGAUCCGCCACCAAUGCCCGUCUGCUCAGAGAUGCUAGCGGAAAUGGUUCAGUUGAACCUUGUUGUUCUCCGGGGUGUAUCGCGGACACUGGAGACGUUACUGAGUGAUACAAACACGCGGCGAGCAGCAAUUGCCGUCUUAGGGAAGUUGGCUGACCGUAGCCGCGGUGAUGCCGUUUUUGCACGGGCUGUGCAGAACCUUGAGCCGUUAGUGCGAGCUAUUAACGAUACGGAGUAUGAAUACGACCGUGUAGCAAUUGCCCGACUUCUAAGGUGGGGCGGAUCGGAAAGGGAAGCAUCACUGGUGCUGGAGAGGAUCAUAGCGUCGCAGCCGCAGCAAUAUCAGGUAACCUCUAUGGCAUAUAUUGGCCAACGCGACGAGCUUGCUUCUGCCACAUGCGACGGGUCGGUUGUUAUUUGGGGGAGCCCCAACGCCGUGAGUAAAGAGGUCCGCCCAGCGACAAGCAUAGACCUACCACAGAACUAUGUGCCUGUAGCAUUGGAGGCUCCGCCGAAUGGUAGCUACAUGGUAGUUGCCGGCAUGCCGAUUUCUUUAGCCAGUCAACAGGCCAUGAUGAAGGCGAGUGGGAGCGGCAUCAGUGGCCACAACUGGGAGAAGAGGCGACAAGCUUCACCAAGUCGGGUGAGGGCACCUCUUCUUCGCUUUCUCACUUGUAAUGAGGGAACUGGGGUGUGGAUGAGUGGCGACACCACAAUGCGGAAAGAGAAUACCGCACUGACUGCGGCGGUUGCGCUACCAAAUAUGGUGGUAUGCACUGCAGAGAGCUACCCAUCCGAGCGAUCGUCGGAAGCGGGCAUACAGCACAAUCUAGUUUUACUCAACGGUUGCGCGCCUCAACCUCUAGGUGUUUUUGAAGGAGCUCACGAGGACUACAUUACUGUGCUUCGUGUUGGCGAUGAGAGCGGUCAUACGCUGUUCACUGGAUCCCGCGACUGUGUGGUGAAAAUGUGGGACAUUCGGAGUAAUUCGACUCGAUCCGUCUUCUCUCUAGGAUCUGCAACAGCUCCACAUGCCGAGAUACCGCUUCACCGUCUAGAGAAUGCCCACACUGAUACCGUUACGUCAAUUUUCCCCCAUCGCAAAGUGCUGCUUACGGCUUCCCUAGACGGAAAUCUCCUCAUGUGGGACAUUCGGCAGUUGUGUGCGCCAGUGCAUGAAAUGCAGCUGCAUUCACCCAUCCUGGAUGUUGCCCCUGCAAGUGGUGGAUUCAUGGUGGUCUCGACUGCGCGGAGUCUCAACUUACUAUCGCUAGAGACGCUAAAGUUUCAUGACAUUGUGCCGAAUGUGUCGUACACCCAACUGCGCACAAACUUUGAUGGUCGGGUUAUGUUUGGCGCGGGUGGUACCGGCGUUAGUGUGUAUUCCGUGAGAGACUGA